Molecule: messenger RNA, 450 nt
Organism: Gongylonema pulchrum
Lineage: Eukaryota; Metazoa; Nematoda; Chromadorea; Rhabditida; Gongylonematidae
Source: the annotation of a GenBank genome assembly
UUGAACUGUGCAGACUUAGAGCUAGAUUUAGAACUUGCUAUAGCCUAUCAUUUGCUCCUCGAAUCAUACACUGGACCAGUGGUAUUAAUUAGGCGAACACAGGACGAAAUGAUUACCACGGAUGAAACGGGCACCGAUAGCGAACGUCUUGCAAGCAAUCGAGCGAACCAUCUGCUAAAACGACUAAUCCUUACCAGACAUCCAAAACUGUUUGAACAUAGAGGUAGCGUGUCAAUGGUGGAUAUUUGGUUAGGAGCAAGCGCUGUGCAGCGUUCCAUGAUGCUAAAAGACUUUCCACGGCAACUCUCAUUCAUUGAUGUGGAAAAUUUAACGGAGGAGCAAUGUGCCACAUUGAUUUAUUGCUUAUGCGCCAAAUAUAUGAUCGAUUUUCACAGCAAUCACAAUACCCCGCUGGAUCCAAUGCUUUUCAUCAUACCAGUGCCGCUGUGA